Penicillium chermesinum is the source of this 609-nucleotide messenger RNA. Its product is annotated as 60S ribosomal protein uL13. Gene Ontology annotation, molecular function: structural constituent of ribosome; mRNA binding. NCBI's taxonomy places the organism in Eukaryota, Fungi, Ascomycota, Eurotiomycetes, Eurotiales, Aspergillaceae. Gene Ontology annotation, biological process: negative regulation of translation; translation. The record is from RefSeq and is a predicted model, not a curated record. The coding region runs from base 1 to 609 and encodes 202 amino acids. The transcript is spliced from 4 exons. Gene Ontology annotation, cellular component: ribosome; cytosolic large ribosomal subunit.
AUGUCCUCUAUCGAACCAGUGGUCGUCAUCGACGGCAAGGGGCACCUUCUUGGUCGCCUGGCCAGCACUGUCGCCAAGCAGCUGCUGAACGGCCAGAAGAUCGUCGUUGUGCGAACUGAGGCCCUCAACAUCUCGGGCGAGUUCUUCCGCGCGAAGUUGAAGUACCACGCCUACCUUCGCAAGAUGACCCGUUUCAACCCCACCCGUGGUGGUCCCUUCCACUUCCGCGCUCCUUCCCGCAUUUUCUACAAGGCCGUCCGUGGCAUGAUCCCCCACAAGACUGCCCGCGGUGCCGCCGCCCUUGAGCGCUUGAAGGUCUUCGAGGGUGUCCCCCCUCCCUACGACCGCAAGAAGCGUGUUGUCGUUCCCCAGGCUCUGCGCAUCCUGCGUCUCCGCCCGGGCCGCAAGUACUGCACAGUCGGUCGUCUUUCCAAGGAAGUUGGCUGGAAGUACUCCGAUGUUGUCGAGCGCCUCGAGGAGCGCCGCAAGGUUAAGAGCAGCGCCUACUACGAGCGCAAGAAGGCUGCUCGCCGCAACCUUAUCAAGGCUGAGCAGAACGCUAAGGUUGACAGCAAGACCAAGACCCAGCUUGCUGAGCUCGGCUACUAG